Molecule: messenger RNA, 905 nt
Organism: Xenopus tropicalis (tropical clawed frog)
Lineage: Eukaryota; Metazoa; Chordata; Amphibia; Anura; Pipidae
Gene: cwc15
Product: CWC15 spliceosome-associated protein
Biological process (GO): mRNA splicing, via spliceosome
Cellular component (GO): spliceosomal complex; nucleus
Source: RefSeq, marked provisional
GGGAUUUGGUGCUGGGGCUGAGGCGCUGUUACGGGUUGUGUAAAAGAUGACAACCGCGGCCAGGCCAACGUUUGAACCAGCAAGAGGCGGCAGAGGUAAAGGGGAAGCCGAUCUCAGUCAGCUCUCAAAGCAGUAUUCCAGCAGAGACCUCCCCUCUCACACUAAGAUCAAAUACAGACAGGCUACCCAGGAUGCCCCAGAGGAAGUGAGAAGCCGUGAUUUCAGGCGGGAGCUUGAGGAGAGAGAACGUGUUGCUGUCAGGGAGAAGAACAGAGACAGGCCAACAAGAGAGCAUGCCUCAUCUGUGUCAAAGAAACCACGUCUGGACCAGAUACCAGCAGCAAACCUUGAUGCAGAUGAUCCACUCACAGAUGAAGAUGCUGAUGAUGACUCUGAUGAAGACAGUGAUGAUGACACAGCCGCACUACUUGCUGAGCUAGAGAAAAUUAAGAAGGAGCGGGCAGAGGAGCAAGCCCGGAAGGAACUGGAACAGAAAGCUGAAGAGGAGCGGAUCCGCAUGGAGAACAUCUUGAGCGGGAACCCACUGCUAAAUCUCACAGGCCCAGCCCAAUCAGUAGCCGCGUUUAAAGUUAAACGAAGGUGGGACGACGACGUUGUAUUUAAGAACUGCGCCAAGGGAGUCGAUGAAAUGAAAAAGGACAAGAGAUUUGUGAAUGACACUUUACGUUCUGAAUUCCACAAAAAGUUUAUGGAAAAAUACAUCAAGUAGUACAGUUUUAUGUGCUCCAUUCUGGAGGUGGUUCCUUUAAUGGCUGUCGGACUUUAGAAGGCCAUGUCUUUGCGCUGAGUUGCGCAGCACCCGCCUCAUCGUGCUCAGCGACAUCACGCUUCUUAAUUGCUUGUCUUUGUGUGCUCAUCAAUAAAUAAAUUCCAUUUGUUUUCUA